Molecule: messenger RNA, 6641 nt
Organism: Puntigrus tetrazona (Sumatra barb)
Lineage: Eukaryota; Metazoa; Chordata; Actinopteri; Cypriniformes; Cyprinidae
Gene: nlgn1
Product: neuroligin 1
Exons: 8
Coding region: 829-3441 (870 amino acids)
Biological process (GO): chemical synaptic transmission; modulation of chemical synaptic transmission; neuron cell-cell adhesion
Cellular component (GO): postsynaptic specialization membrane; cell surface; synapse
Molecular function (GO): neurexin family protein binding; signaling receptor activity
Source: RefSeq, a predicted model, not a curated record
CAGACGCGCUUGGGCAAGAUUUUCGAUGUCCCUUUAAAAAAUAUCCCUAGCAAGAGCGCUGCAGUUCCUUCGGCGGCCGCGAGGGGCGUCUCUGCUCCACUUUUGAGGCGCUCGCGUUCAGUUCCUCUCCGUGCUGACGGCAAGUGGAGAUAUCGGCAUUUUAUCAACCCGAGAACCCACAUUCGUGAGGAACGAGGGUAAAAAAAAAUCCCCUCUCUAGUUUUUUACCUUCAGUGCGACACCUAAAGAACUGCACCGGGAUGUGUUUUUUUUCUGAUGAGACGACGGAUUGUGGAUUAACACCAGUCUUAAAACUGCAUUAGGGAAAUCGUAUGCUGUUUUACUCUGCGAAAUAGUUGGACCGAAUCAUGUCGCUGUCACAAAUGUUUCUUGCUUGAGCUUUUCCUUCGUUUUGGAUUGUAUUUUUCCCUCCUCCUGCCGUCAUUAGUGGGAGACGCGCUCUGGAAAUGUAGGAAAUGGCAAAGAGUGUUGGAAACGGAGCUUCAUGCAGGAUAUAGACCAACCACUGCACCAGGCUUGAUUUAUCUUUGGACAACCUUCCGCAAAUGCCUCCCCCACCCCUUCCCCGCACGUAGCCAGGAUGGAAAGCUACGUUGUCAAUAGAAUGGGACCUGACGAAUAGCUGGUUCUUGACGAAGAUGUUGCUCGGAUCUGUGUUUAAGUUCAUGUGGGAAUACUUGCCAUGCAAAGAGGCUUUGAGAUUUUUGACAGCUUCGCUCUCGGAACGACUAGCAUCUUGGGUUUGAUCGUUUCUUUCGUGCAGGUGGAUAUAAACUAGUAGCAGGACUAGUGUGAAGAGGAUUGAACAUGCCCUUCCAACAACCAAACCGCCUGGGCGGCAUCUGGCGGGCCAUGUGUCCGCGGCUAGGCCUCAAGGCUAGCCUGGAUUUGCCAUUCUUGUGUUGGAUAUUAGGCUUGACCCUACACGCCCAGCUCGCGGCCUCGCAAAAACUAGACGAGACGGACCCCAUUGUCACUACAACUUACGGCAAACUGCGGGGAUUCAAAAAAGAACUCAACAAUGAGAUCCUUGGGCCCGUCAUCCAGUUCCUGGGCGUCCCCUACGCAGCACCUCCCACAGGCGAAAGGCGCUUCCAGCCGCCCGAGCCGCCUAUUCCAUGGUCAGAUAUCCGUAACGCAACUCAAUUUGGCCCCGUUUGUCCUCAAACCCUGCUGGAGGGCAGGCUUCCAGAUGUUAUGCUGCCGGUUUGGUUCACCAAUGGCAUUGAAGUGGUGUCGUCCUACGUACAGGACCAGAGUGAAGACUGCUUAUUCUUAAACAUAUACGUGCCAACGGAGGAUGUAAAAAGAAUAUCCAAGGAAUGUGCCAGAAAACCCGGCAAGAAAAUUUGUAGAAAAGGAGGUCCUCUUUCAAAGAAACAGAAUGAUGAUUUAGCUGAUAAUGACGGUGCUGAGGAUGAAGACAUUCGUGAAAGCGGGAGCCCCAAACCUGUGAUGGUUUUCAUUCACGGAGGAUCGUACAUGGAAGGGACAGCAAAUAUGUUCGAUGGAAGCAUCUUGGCCAGUUACGGCAACGUCAUCGUCAUAACCGUCAACUAUAGGCUUGGCGUGCUCGGUUUUUUGAGCACAGGAGACCAGGCAGCCAAGGGAAACUAUGGACUUCUUGAUCAAAUCCAAGCCCUGCGCUGGACGAGUGAAAACAUUGCUUUCUUUGGGGGUGACCCUUUACGCAUUACUGUUUUUGGGUCUGGGGCCGGGGCCUCAUGUGUCAACCUGCUGACUCUUUCCCAUUAUUCUGAAGGUAACCGUUGGAGCAAUUCAACCAAAGGUCUUUUCCAAAGGGCCAUAGCCCAAAGUGGCACAGCCUUGUCCAGCUGGGCUGUCAGCUUUCAACCAGCCAAGUAUGCCCGCAUGCUGGCUAAAAAGGUGGGGUGCAACCUCAAAGAUACAGUGGAGAUGGUGGAGUGCCUACAGAAAAAACACUACAAAGAACUAGUGGAGCAGGACAUCCAGCCUGCUCGCUACCACAUCGCCUUUGGACCCGUCAUUGAUGGCGAUGUCAUCCCUGAUGACCCUCAGAUCCUCAUGGAGCAAGGGGAGUUUCUCAACUACGACAUCAUGCUGGGCGUCAAUCAAGGCGAGGGACUAAAGUUUGUGGAACUCAUUGUAGACAAUGAAAACGGAGUUCAGGCCAACGAUUUUGACUACGCUGUGUCAAGUUUUGUAGAUGAUUUAUACGGUUACCCCGAGGGGAAAGACAUCCUGCGGGAGACCAUUAAGUUUAUGUACACUGACUGGGCUGACCGCCACAACCCAGAGACCAGAAGAAAGACCCUGCUGGCACUCUUCACGGAUCAUCAGUGGGUGGCACCAGCGGUGGCAACAGCAGACCUCCACUCCAGCUUUGGCUCGCCUACUUAUUUCUACGCCUUCUACCAUCACUGCCAAACGGAACAGGUGCCACCCUGGGCUGAUGCGGCACAUGGCGAUGAGAUUCCAUAUGUGUUCGGGCUUCCCAUGAUUGGUCCAACUGAGCUCUUCCCCUGCAACUUCUCCAAAAAUGAUGUGAUGCUUAGUGCGGUGGUAAUGACCUACUGGACCAACUUUGCCAAGACCGGUGACCCCAACCAGCCAGUUCCACAGGACACCAAGUUCAUCCACACCAAGCCCAACCGCUUUGAGGAGGUGGCCUGGACGCGGUACAACCAAAAGGACCAGCUGUACUUGCACAUCGGCUUGAAGCCACGUGUCAAGGAACAUUAUCGCGCCAAUAAGGUCAACCUGUGGCUGGAACUGGUGCCUCAUCUCCACAGCCUCAACGAGGUCACCCAGAUCAUUUCCACCACCACUAAGCUGCCUCAACCCGAGGUCACUCCCCGUACACCAAAGAAGAUCCCGGUCAACACCAAGAGGCCCUACCCUACACCGUUUCCCACUGAAACACAGGAAAGCCACAACCAGAACCAAAACCAGAACCAACCCUUCCUAGAGAACCAGCGGGACUAUUCCACCGAACUGAGUGUCACCAUCGCCGUCGGAGCCUCGUUGCUCUUCCUCAACAUAUUGGCAUUUGCCGCACUUUACUACAAAAAGGAUAAGCGAAGGCACGAGGUGCACCGCCGUUGCAGCCCGCAGAGGACCACAGCCAAUGAGCUGCCCCAUACACAAGAAGAGGAGAUCAUGUCUCUACAAAUGAAACAUAGCGAUUUGGAGCGGGAGUGUCGAGAGGCCAUGCACCCGCACGAGGUGGUCCUGAGAACUGCCUGCCCACCUGAUUACACGCUCGCCAUGCGCCGCUCACCAGACGACAUCCCUCUCAUGACCCCGAACACCAUCACUAUGAUACCCAACAGCAUGCCAGGCCUCACCUCCUUACACCCCUUCAACAGUUAUUCCAGUGGACAGAAUAACACCCUGCCCCAUCCACACCCUCAUUCACACUCCACCACUAGAGUAUAGCCACACACACACACACGUUCUCACACACAAACACGGACAUACACACACACAUACACUCCCGCAUAUGUGGAGUACAGGUGUGACGACAAACGGAGGUGACGGCACUGGGAUAAGAAAUAUCUUUACUCCCAGUGCUCAGAGGAAGAGGAAAUAACAAUGUUGGUAUUUGUUCCUUGAGAGCAAGACUAUCGUUUUCUAUUAAAGGCAAAAACAAAAAGACAAAAAAAAAACUAUUUCUGAUGUAAUGAAAAACAAACAGAGAUGAUUUUUUACCCUUAUAUUGUGACAAAACCAGGGCCAUUUCCUGGGGACAACUAUCAGUCUGGGAUUCUUUGAGGAAUGGUUUGAUUCGGUUACCCGGAGAGGAAACGACGGAAGCACAGAAGAGAUGACGUGUGGGAGGCCCUUUGUAAACAAAAGGAAACAUAUUGUUUUCCCGGGGCGCUGGAUUGUAGAUUACUCUCUUCAGAGCAGGCGGGAGAGGCUGCUUACCUAAUUUAGGCACGUGUUCUCCUUCUGGUGGAGAAUGUGGAAUACUACGGGAAAAAGGCGAGAAUGAGAAAUCCUCAAGAAUAUGCACAAUAGAGACAUUCACCGAAUGUCUUUGAAUUCUUUUUGUCAAUUUAUUUUUGGGGGAACAAUUUUAUUGUAUAGGACGUAUUUACAUAUCUAGAUAUGUACACAAAGCACCCAUGCUCUUUAAGCCCUGGCUGGGGGCGUUGAUACUGAGGAAUCUGCCUCAAGAGCGUAGCGGGGAAUUUAUUGGCUUCCUGGCAGAUACAGCUUCAUCACACAAGUGCUGUCUAUACUGAAACUGGUGGACUCUAAGGGAGGCUGGAUAUUUUUAGCACGACGCGCAUGACAAUUUAUCUGCUUGGUGGCUGUUCUGCUGAUUAAGUCAUUAUUUAAAACAAAAAAAAGAAUCAUUUUCCUCCCCAUUUGGAUUUAAGGAAAUACUGCUCUGAUUGGCCCAUGGGAGGAGUUGGAAUUUGCUGACGAGGGCGGACACGGUGGGUUUCUGAAGACAGUGAUGGGAAGGGGUGGGGAUACGCUAACUAGAUUGCGUUCGCAAAUAGCUUGACUGAACCUGGUUAUAAGGACUAGUUUUGUACAUGUGUGUUGGUAAAACUUUUUAAUAGUGGUGAAUCACUUGUUGUUUGAGCUCCCAUGUGUGGGACAUUAAUGUACUUUUUGAUUUGCUCAUUGGUCUCGGUUAUAAUGCAUUGUUUUAUUAUUUUUACGUUCAUUUUCACCUCUUGCUAAUAGUCAAAACACCCUUAGAAAGUUUCUUAUCUGUAAUGUUUGAUUCUCAUUUCUUUGUUUUUGGUACUUUAUGAGGCAGUCCCCCACGCAGCUUUGAACAACCAGUGGUCAACGCAGUACGACUUGGAGACUCGCGUUGUUAUCCUCUCAUCCAGAACUUUCUGUGAUUCUCCUGAACGCUCAUCACGAAUGAAUCCCACACUGCAGACAGGAGGGCCCCUGAUGAAAGAGUGUAUUAGGAGGGCUUCUGAUGUUACCAAGCCCUUGAUCAUACCGCUUAAAGCUAGCUAUAGAAAGAAAGAAUACAGAGAGACCAAUGGAGAAAGCGAAAGGGAAACUUUUCUUACCCAGAGAUAAGUACUCAGAGUCAGUAGCCUCAGCGCUAAAAGCCAGUUCCACCUGCAAAUCUCUCAGUAAUUGCUUUUUUUUCCAUCCUUAAUUAUUUUACUUUUCUCAAAGCUUAUGUAACAUCCUACAUGCUAAUGAUCAACGCUAGUGAAUCCUAGGCUAAAGACAGGAGAACCCCUGAUGAGACAGUUCGUUACGGGCCUUCUGAUCUUAAGAGGCCAUUGAAGCUAGCUAGACAAAAAAGAAUCUAGAAACGAUUUGGAUUCAUUUUCUCUGAGCCUUGUUGCAUUACAUACUACAUGCUAAAAGGUCCUGGGAUGCUAACCCAUUAUUCCUUUUUUGUCACUUCAAGCGUCAGUUCCUGUGGUGACAAUUUAGACUUCUUGCGAAUUCUCUUUUACUCCUUGGAAAUUUAACUGAACUUCUACAUAAAUAUCUCUAUAUUUUUUCCCCAGCAUGCAACUUAUGAUUAUAGAAGAACAGCAAUAGAUUGGUGAUUUGGUUCUCACAGAUCAGAUGUCCUCAGACGUCCUGUGCAAACUCUUUUGGUCAACAACCCCAUGCUAAUGCUGUUUCCUAACCAGACAUGAUGAAGUAAUAGCCAUCUUUUGUCUUUUCUCUAGUACUGAAUUUGUCCUAAACAGGACAUUUUGACAUUUAUUUUCAAAAUCCUGCUCCACAUAGCUAGAUAUUAAACAUCAAACGUUUUGAUUGGCUGAUUCGUUUGCACAAAAUUACUUCAGUAUGUGUAGACAUUAGAAGUCGUUUUACUAGCAGUACAACCUUUCAAAUCUCAAGGUAAUUAAUUAAUAGUCAGGGUAAAAAAAACACUGAGGUCAAACACAGGCAUUUGGGAGUGAAUACUUGAGCCCUGGUGAAUAGCUAGUGGCAAAGAACUAAUGAGGGAUGAGGGAAGCCAAGGAAGGGAACAGGAUUGAAAGAAUCGUGCUACUCUUCUCCAGAUCAGCCAACUCGUGACACACAUUGUUCCCAACAACAUGUUCCCGUUCAGAACACAAUCUCCUGUGGGCUUUUCCUCUCUGCUCUACCUUCACCUGUGACAACUCCACACAGUACAAACAGGCCAGAGAGAGUGUCGCUGCUCUUUAUGCCAGUCCCCAUCUGCAGGUAUGCAUAUGCAAAGUCAGCCGGCCCAUGUGUCCUCCUGCAAAGGAAGCUCCUUUGAACGAUAUUAAAAUUUAAUGAACCGUACACCAGUGGGGCGCCUAGAGGAUUCAUCUUGUGCAUGCACAUGUUCCAAGGAGAGGGAUGGGAUUCAACUGAAACUGCAGAGAUCUCCACAGCUCAGUAUGUUUCUUCACACAUAUGCACAUACGCUCGCAUACACACAUGCCAGGACAAGCCUUGUAACUGAAUGUAAUGCAAGACUGAGGGCCAUUUUCUUACAAACAGCAACCAAAUUUCAUUAUGUGUUUAUUUUCUACUGGCUGACCUUGAAAGAAGAUCAAAAUGGCUGUCGAGAACUACAGAGGGUUGUUGUGAUGUAGAUUAUUUGUCAUUUUGUCUUUCUUUCUGGUUAAAUAGGAUUUAAUCUUCUGGAGCACAAUAAAUGAUUUUAUCAAGCUCAA